UGUUUUCUGGUUUUAGAACGCAAUUUUACUGCAGACUGUGUUUUUUUUCUCUUUGUUUCGCUCUCUAUCCCUUUAUUCUCUCCCCAUUUUAUGGUGCUUGCCCUUGUAAUUUUAUUUUCUUCAUCAUUACUAUUUUCAAUUUUAAUUACCCCUUCACGUUUUUCUACUCUCUUUCUUCCUCUAUUUCAGUCUUUAAUCAGCACACAAUCCACAAUGCAAUACCAUGGUCUCAGUUUUUCCCGUUUUCUUCAACCUUUCUUUCUAUAUAUGUCUACUAACACCUUGUGACCUAAACUAAAUUCAAUCCAACUUCAACAUGCUGUAGUUGAUUGCUGCAUUAUUAGUUGAAUUCCUUUCAGUUUUUUUUUACGGGUAAUCGAUUUCUCCUUUGAUCGUUUAUUUUGUGAGAGUGAAUUAUAUGUAUCUACUUUAGUGUUUGUGUUGCUUGUAUGAUGGCACUGAGUUUUGUUGAUUUCAGAGACUGAAUUAUCGAUCCCUAAGCUCGGUUGACAGUUAGGAGUUUUGGAGUUUCUGAGUUUUUUUAUUUUUGAUUGCGGAGAAGGUUUUGGAGUUGGAGAGUGCUAUGAAUUUGGGUGUGGAAAUGUUCGGGACGAGUAGAAGGCACAGGAGCGGUGGGCCUGUGGGACCCGUUUUGAUUUCGAAGCGUUUUGUUUGGCCUCACGGUGGAAGAAUGGUGUUUCUAACAGGUUCCUUCACGAGAUGGACAACAGUUAUACCAAUGUCACCCAGGGAAGGAUGUCCAACUGAAUUUCAAGUUAUUUGCGGCUUAACGCCUGGAUAUCAUCAGUACAAAUUUAAUGUAGAUGGUGAGUGGCGGCAUGAUGAGCAUCAGCCAUUUGUAUGUGGGGACGGUGGGACAGUGAACACUUUUUAUUUAGUGAGACAACCAGUUAUUUUGCCUCCUAUCGUAAAUGCUGAAACACCUGGUCGAUCCUACAUGGAGGUUGACAAUGAUGUCGUUGGGCAUGUGGAAGCUAAACCGAGGAUAUCAGAGUCUGAUCUGCAGGUCUCACGACAUUGUAUUUCGGUUUUCUUGUCUACACAUACGGCUUAUGAGUUGCUUCCCGAGUCAGGCAAGGUUGUUGCCUUGGAUAUAACUUUACCAGUUAAGCAAGCAUUCCAUGCUCUUUAUCAAGAAGGAAUAUCGUCAGCUCCUGUGUGGGAUUCUAGUAAGUGCCAGUUUGUUGGAAUGCUUAGUGCUAUGGACUUCAUUUUAAUACUAAAACAGUUGGGGAUUCAUGGAUCAAACAUGACUGAAGAACAACUGGAGACACGUACUAUAGCAGCAUGGAGAGAGGCAAAGGAACAAGAAUGCGCAAUUGAUAGUAAAGGGAGAGCAUACCCUCAACAUUUAGUUCAUGCUGGGCCCCUUGAGAGUCUAAAAGAUGUUGCUUUAAAAAUUUUGCAAGACAAGGUGGCAACAGUUCCUAUUAUUCAGUCUUCUUCAGAGGAUGGUUCAUUUCCUCAGCUGCUACACCUUGCUUCCCUCUCAGAAAUACUAAAAUGUAUAUGCAGGCAUUUUAAGCACUGUUCGGAUUCCUUGCCCAUUCUUCAGCUACCAAUUAGUACGUUACCUAUAGGUGCAUGGGUGUCAAAAUUGGGGGAAUCCAAUAAACAGCCACUUGCUAUGCUAUGGCCACAUGCUUCUCUUGGCGAAGCUCUAUCUCUGUUGAUUCAAGCUGGAAUUAGCUCAAUACCAAUUGUGGAUAUUAAUUAUUCAUUACAAGAUAUGUAUUCAAGAAGAGAUAUUAUUGCGUUGGCUAGAGAUAAAAUGUAUGCAAGGAUAGAUCUGGAUGGGUUUAGUAUCCAUCAGGCAUUGCUUUUGGGACGAGAUGCAGGUUUUCCUUGCGGGCUGCGCAAUGGGCCGAGAUGUCAUAUGUGUUUGAGAUCUGACUCAUUACACAAAGUGAUGGAGCGCUUGACAAAACCUGGUGUUAGAAGACUUGUGGUUGUGGAGGCGGGUACCAGACGUGUGGAAGGUAUCAUUUCUAUUAGUGACAUAUUCAGAUUAUUGUUAUGCUGCUAGUUGCAUAAAGGGAAUUGCAGUGCUAGCCCUGGAAAGUAAUUGUUCUAUGAAAACUAUUUAUUUAAUGAGUUAUUUAUGCCCCUGCCAUUGUGACCCGCUUGGUUUUAUAUAUAGGAUAGAAAUUGUUGAGAGAAAAGUACUGUAAAUUGAGGGAUUAGUUAUUUAUCCUUUAAACAACAUGACGGUGUCAUGAUUUUCUCCUUCGUGCCGGCACAAAUGCUUUGUUUGUGUCCUGUGCUAACAUAAAUCAAGGAGGAACCGAAAAAAAAAAGGUAUUAUCAUUCCAGAUU
Messenger RNA from Vigna angularis (adzuki bean), 2337 nucleotides. RefSeq names its product sucrose nonfermenting 4-like protein. The record is from RefSeq and is a predicted model, not a curated record. Lineage: Eukaryota; Viridiplantae; Streptophyta; Magnoliopsida; Fabales; Fabaceae. The coding region runs from base 584 to 2047 and encodes 487 amino acids. The transcript has 14 exons.